UAAUUUCUUUUUCGACCACUAGGUGGUAUUAAAAAAAUGAAUGAUUUCUUGGUAUGGUUUUAAAGUGAUUUUUGUGUUAAAUGUUACGCAGAUUAUUGUUAAAAAAUAAUUUUUUCUUGACAUAAUAUAAAAGUUUUGAUGAACCAUAAAGCAACAUCAGUUUCUCUAAAUUUGUCGAUUGCACAUUCGAUAUGAAAUCAGCUACAAACUUCCUCAAUUAGAAGUUAUAAGAUAUGAAGUGUCACUACGAGGUAUUGGGAGUUCCCAUUAAUGCUACUCCUGAAGAAUUAAAGAAGGCUUAUCGUAAAUUAGCACUAGAAUGGCAUCCAGAUAAGAAUUUGCAUCAAUUGGAAGAUGCUACAGCGCAGUUUAAACUAAUACAACAAGCCUAUGAAAUUUUAAGUGAUCCUCAUGAAAGGGCCUGGUAUGAUCGACACAGAACUGAAAUAUUAUGUGGUGGCGAUUACCAAGAUGAAAGCCUUAAUGUUUUUCAAUAUUUUAAUACUUCUUGUUUCAGUGGCUACGGAGAUGAUGAUAGAUCCUUUUAUACUGUCUAUAGAAAUGUAUUUGAUAAGAUAGCAGAGGAAGACAAAGUCUUUUCAGAUGUGAUUGAUGCACCAACCUUUGGAUGUUCUGAUAGUUCGUAUGAAGAUGUUGUUCAUACAUUUUAUGCUUAUUGGCAAAGUUAUUGCACUGCCAAACCAUAUAGUUGGGUAGAUAAGUAUGAUAUCAGGGAGGCACCCAAUAGAAGAGUUUUACGUUUAAUGGAGAAAGAAAAUAAGAAACUUAGAGAUCAAGCAAAAAAAUCACGCAGUGAAGAUGUUCGACAGUUAGUUGCUUUUGUUCGCAAGAGAGAUAAACGAGUACAAGCGUAUAAAAAGGUAUUAGAAGAAAAAACUGCUGAAAAUACAAAGAAGAUGGAAGAACAACGGAGGAGGCAAAUUCUCGAGAGGCAGAAAAAUUUUGAAAAUUUUAGAGAGACAGAAUGGACAUCAAUGUCUAAACUAGAAGGAAGUUUACAAGAAAUAGAAGCACAGUUAGAUAAAGAAUUUGGUAAAGAAGAAAAUGAAGAGGAAGAUCAAGAUGAUGAUGAUGAUAAUAGUGAGCCAUUGGAAGAUCUUUAUUGUGUAGCAUGUGAUAAGUCAUUUAGAUCUGAAAAAGCUUUUAGUAAUCAUGAAAAAUCUAAGAGACAUAAAGAAAAUGUAACAUUAUUAAAAUUGGUCAUGAGAGAAAAUGAAGAAACAUGUGAAGAGAGUAAAAAUUUGGAUUUAGCAGAUGAUACUGAAAAUGAUGAAAGUGACUUGUCAGAUAUCUUAAAAAAGCAAGAAAAUGAGUCUAAAAAAAGGAAAAAUAAAAGAAAAAGGAAUAAUUUAAAGCAAGAUUCAGAUAAUUGGGAAAUAGAAACAGAAGAUAAUACAGAAAUUAAUGUUGAGAAUAAGACUGACAUAAUAUGUGAAAGUGAAGUAAGUAAUAUUGAAAUUAGUAAGAAUUUAAAAUCUGAAAGUGAAACACACACAGUUAAUGUAUGUGAAGAAAAUAAAUUAAAAUCAGAAAGUACAAGUAAUACAUAUAAUAAAUCAAAAGGAAAAAAGAAUAAAGCAAACAAGGCACAAAACAAAGCUGCGUCACAAUCUACAUCAGAAAAUAUUUGUCAAAAAUGCCAUUCUGAAUUUAGUUCAAGAAAUAAGUUAUUUGAACAUCUAAAAUCUACAGGACAUUCUAUGUAUGUUCCAGCUAAUAAAAAUGAAAAUCGUGAAACUUUACAGCAAAAAUCAUGUAAUAAAAAGAAAUUACGAUAAAAAACAUUAUUUUAGAUUUGAAUUUUGUAAAAUUAUUUAUAUAAUAAUAAUUGUACAGUAUUAUUUUUAAUCUAAAAAAGGAAAUGGUAACUAUUAAAAAUAAUGACUAUUUUGACUACUUUGUCAAACAUCUGGGAAGUUACUCUGUAAAGUAAAUAUAAUGUUAUUAAGAAAUUUAUUAUUUAUGAAUGUGUACAAAUAUAAUUUAUAUUUGAUUUGAGCAUACAACAAAUUUAAACUAACCAAAGGAAUUGUUAUAGUUUUAUAUCCUGUAAAUCCUACAUAUUUUAAAAUGUUGAGUUUCACCAAAU
Molecule: messenger RNA, 2110 nt
Organism: Centruroides sculpturatus (bark scorpion)
Lineage: Eukaryota; Metazoa; Arthropoda; Arachnida; Scorpiones; Buthidae
Product: dnaJ homolog subfamily C member 21-like
Exons: 1
Coding region: 234-1799 (521 amino acids)
Cellular component (GO): cytoplasm
Molecular function (GO): zinc ion binding; nucleic acid binding
Source: RefSeq, a predicted model, not a curated record